ACAUAUCCCAGGAUGCAUCGCGGGUAGACAAUAUCCGUAAAACCGUGAUGUCUGGUCAUUGAGAAGACCUGACGGCUACUGGACGGACUCUUAGAACUUGUCUUCAUACAAUAUUAUUGAGAACCAUGCUGCUUCGUAAAUUGAGUCAGUCCUCCGCACUGUGCGGCUCCAUUCUCCGGAUCCCUCCCGGGCUGUCUCGAGGUCAGCGUCAUGCCGGGGCCGUCGUUGCUGUACAAAACCCCCGUCUCUACGCGAGCCAAGCCGCGGAGGCGGUGCUGGAGAAGACGGCCGCAGUCGGCAGUGACGCUGCUGCUAAAGUGGACAAGACGGUUUCUACUGAAUCCAAAUCAUACGCCGUCAACAUUUUCAAGGGGCAGGUCGCGACUGCCCAGGUUUUCCCCUUCCCCUCAGCCCUGAAUGAAGAGCAGGAGCAGUUCCUCAGAGAGCUUGUGGGGCCCGUCGACAAAUUCUUUUUGGAAGUGAACGAUGCCGCCAAGAACGACUCCUUGGAGAAGGUCGAGGACGACACCAUGCAGGGCCUGAAGGAGAUGGGCGCCUUUGGCCUGCAGGUGCCCUCUGACCUCGGCGGCCUCGGCCUCUCAAACACACAGUACGCCCGGCUGGUCGAGAUCGUCGGCACCUACGACCUCGGCGUCGGCAUCACGCUGGGAGCCCACCAGUCCAUCGGCUUCAAGGGCAUUCUGCUCUUUGGGAAUCCGGCCCAGAAGGCGAAGUACCUCCCCAAGCUCGCCACGGCCGAGACUAUCGCAGCCUUCUGCCUCACCGAACCAGCCAGCGGCUCCGACGCCGCCUCCAUCAAGACCACAGCUGUUCAGUCGCCGUGCGGCAAGUUCUUCACUCUCAACGGGAGCAAGAUCUGGAUCAGCAACGGAGGUCUGGCUGAGAUCUUCACGGUGUUCGCCAAGACACCCAUGAAGGACCCCAAGACGGGGGAGAUGAAGGACAAGAUCUCUGCCUUCGUGGUGGAGAGGAGCUUCGGAGGAGUGACGAGUGGCCCCCCAGAGAAGAAAAUGGGCAUCAAGGCGUCGAACACGGCCGAGGUCUACUUUGACAACGUCCGCGUGCCGGCUGACUGCCUGCUGGGCGAGCUGGGCGAAGGCUUCAAGGUGGCCAUGAACAUCCUGAACAACGGGCGCUUUGGCAUGGCCGCCGCCCUCUCCGGCACCAUGAAGGGAGUCAUCAGCAAAGCUGUGGACCACGCCGCCAACAGAACCCAGUUUGGCAACAAGAUCCACAACUACGGCGUCAUCCAGGAGAAGGUGGCCCGCAUGGCCAUGCUGCAGUACGUCACAGAGUCGAUGGCGUACAUGAUCAGCGGCAACAUGGACAGCGGCGCCAAGGAAUUCCAGAUCGAGGCGGCCAUCAGCAAGAUCUUUGCCUCUGAGGCUGCGUGGACCGUGACUGACGAGUGCGUUCAGAUUAUGGGCGGCAUGGGUUACAUGAAGGACACCGGCUUGGAGAGAGUGAUGAGGGAUCUGAGGAUUUUCCGAAUCUUCGAGGGCACCAACGACAUCCUGAGGCUCUUCGUGGCGCUCAAUGGCUUCCAGAACGCUGGUAACCAGUUGAAGAGCUUACAGAAGGCCCUGAAGAACCCCAUCGGCAACGCCGGGAUGCUCGCCGGAGAAAUCACCAAGAGAGUCAAAAGAAAGGCCGGUCUGAGCACAGGUCUCACUCUGCAGGGAGCGGUCCACCCCGAGCUGGCUCACAGCGGAGAACUGACCACUAAGGCCAUCGAACAGUUCGGAGGGGUCACCGAGGAGCUGCUGCUCAAACACGGGAAGAAGAUCAUUGAUGAACAAUUUGUCCUGAGCAGAGUUGCAGACUGUGCCAUCGACCUUUACGCCAUGGUGGUGGUUCUGUCCAGGGCUUCGCGCGCUCUGAGUCAGGGCAGCGCCACGGCUCAGCAUGAGAAGAUGCUGUGUGACACGUGGUGUGUGGAGGCCCACGACAGGAUCCUGAGAGACAUCAAGUCGCUGCGCUCCAGUCAGUCGGGUCAGCUCUUCAAGAACAUGCGCGCCAUCUCUGCCGCCGUGGUGGAGAACGGUGGCGUGGUGGCUCCUCCCGCUCUGGGUUUCUAGACGCACCCUGUGUACCUCUGUCUCUGUCUCCGUCUCCUCACCCUCCUGCAGGGUCCUGCACACUUGAGUUCUCUCGGACGCCAUGAAUCAAAGUCGUCAUAAUCGCUCCGUCGGCUCCACUCGGGGAAUUUUGACGUCUUUUGUUAACCGGUUUCUGUCAUUUCAUCUGUUUCAUCUGUUUAAUGGCAACUUGUGAAUGAAUCGAUGCGACGGAAAGAAACGGGCUGAUGACUGAAUGCAUCCAGUUUGUCGGCUCAGCUUCCAACCGCAGCGUCUACUUUGAAUCUUGGCCUUCAAGACCGGUUUAAUGCGUUGACUGGUUAUGGUGUUAUUUCGGUCCCUUUUUUUUUUUUUUUUUAGUAGAAAACUAAAAACGUGAAUGCAGCUUAGAGAUCAAGAGGCCAGUUGACAGAGGAUCUAAUAAUAGGUUUUUUUAGCUCUUCACACGCAGUUAUUUAAGAUGACAGAGCGAUUAACACCCGUAUCUGGAUUGUGUUCAAAUGUGUAUAUAAUGUCGUGUUUGUGUACUUGAAUGCCUUUCUGCAGGUCGAUCGCUCGGCACAGAAACGUUAAAUGUCGCAAGCAAAACUUUUGCCUUGGAAGCCGGUUUGCGGGACGUCUGUUCAACGAAAGAAUGUGUCGUACAAUAAACGCGCCCGCUGGUGCGUUCUGCUGCGUCAUUAAAAGCAACUUAAAUUAAGAUCUGCACGUUCUCGCCUCGCACGGUGGCUCUUAAUUUAGAAAUCUUUUGUCUGAACAUGUGAUCAAAUGCCGCUCGUGUCGUCUGGUGCCAUUGUAUGCGUAGAUCUAUUUUGAGCCUUCUUGGUUUGCAACACGCCUACCGGUCGGGACUAAUAAACAAAGUGCCCAUUGA
Molecule: messenger RNA, 2973 nt
Organism: Pungitius pungitius (ninespine stickleback)
Lineage: Eukaryota; Metazoa; Chordata; Actinopteri; Perciformes; Gasterosteidae
Gene: acadvl
Product: acyl-CoA dehydrogenase very long chain
Exons: 21
Coding region: 126-2099 (657 amino acids)
Molecular function (GO): fatty-acyl-CoA binding; flavin adenine dinucleotide binding; very-long-chain fatty acyl-CoA dehydrogenase activity
Source: RefSeq, a predicted model, not a curated record